AUGAUGACACAAAACCAUGUACCUGCGCUGGUACCGCGGGUAGGAGAGAUCAUCAGCAUCACGUUGCAAAUCAGCACAUUUGGUGUACUUUCCGUUUGUACAAUGCGACGAACACAAUUUAUCCAGAAGUGGGCUGCAUUGCCUCUGGCUAUGUGGUUAAUCCUCAUCAUCUACUGUGACUCGGCACUAUUCGUCUUUGCGACGGCGAUUGUGGUUCAUGGCUUCGGCAUCAAUUCCUCACCGCAAGUGUGCGAGGGAGGAAUCUUAUUAUGUCUGAUAUGCUACAUGACCACAAAGAUUCUGAUAUACUAUUUCCUCGUCGAGAAAGCUACGAAGCUAUGGCUCUUCAACUGCCUGUUCAUGCUUCUACCGUACACCAUCUUUGUUAUCAUGAAUUUCAUCUUCCGAAUCACCUAUAUCAAUGACUCGGGCAUAUGCAUCAUUGGUAUGCAAAAGAUCGCCAUGCUGCCCUUGAUCAUUUUCGAGGUCAUUGUAAACGUCUACCUGACCGCCCUCUUUGUCAUUCCCAUUCGCGAUCUUUAUUCUUACAAGCGCAAUGCAAACCCCACGCUCCACCGCAUAGCCAAGCGCUCGCUCGUUGGCUCCCUCGCUACUCUUACCACAUCCGUCAUCAACCUGACCAUUCUCAUGGUACUGAAAGGCGAACCAGGCUGGAUUUGCCUCAUGUGCUGCAAUGCCGACAUCUUGUUCUGCGUACUGGUGCUACACUGGGUCACAUCGAAAGAUAAGCAAACUGUGUCUACAAGCCCGCAGAGCGAUGCUGGUUUCAAUACAACCGGCUCAAGAAGCGUCACAAGAUCAGAUCAAAGACGAAGCCGCAAGAUGAUCUACGACGAUGGAACAGACGAAAAGGAAACCGAGAUCAUCACCAUCAAGGGACUAUCCGACGACGAUACACAAAACAAAAACAGCGCCAACAACUCCCGCAACAACAGCGGUAGCAACUCCCGUAGGCCUAGUCUCAACGUCUUCCCUACCGCCAUGUCCAACAACCCACAUCACCGCCCUCAAACCUCGCCCCGCUUAGUCAUUUCUGGCGUCACAACGGAAUGUAAAUCUUCAUCUUCGCCGAGCAGAUUUCGCGCUCCAAGCCGCGGUCUGUACCGCACGCCUACACGAGAAGAGUUUGGAGAUGAGGUUGAGUUGAACAACAUCAGGGUUCAGACUAUUCACACGAGAGAAGUGGAAAUUGACGAUGAUGGGCGGGGGAGAACGGAGAGUGUAAGGAGUGAGGGGGAGGAGUGGGUUGGGCAUGAGCGGAGGGUUGUUGGGGAGGGUGUAGUUUGA
Molecule: messenger RNA, 1308 nt
Organism: Alternaria atra
Lineage: Eukaryota; Fungi; Ascomycota; Dothideomycetes; Pleosporales; Pleosporaceae
Exons: 6
Coding region: 1-1308 (435 amino acids)
Source: RefSeq, a predicted model, not a curated record